CAGCGAAAUCGGACAUGCAGUUUUUUCCCACACUCGGCAUAUUCAUCGCAAUGGAAUGAAUGAGACUUUCUUCAGUACAAAAGGCGAAAUCAAAAAAUUUAUCUAUAUGGCGGUUAUAUCGGAAUGUAAAAAUAUUUGGAAUACGCGUAAGAGGGGCUGUUAUAACUCAUUAUCAUUUAGAAAUCGGAUGAAAAAUUCGUCCCAAAAAAGUAAAAACUAGGGUUAGGUGUAUAUGGAGGCUACGUUGAAAAAUGGACCUAUGGGACCAUGUUCGGAAAAUAUAUAGAAGGGGCUAACGCAUCUCGUUACUCCUUAUUUAAAAGCAAGAGGUUAAAUUAGGAGAUUAGUCUAUCUGAAGAAAUAUUCCGAGAUCCGACUCGACCAAAAAAAAAAGUUCCUGUAUCAACAAUGGUACACGUGCAUUAUAUACGCGCAGACUAACCCAGAAAAUGGUAAUUUUAGGCUCCAAAAAGUACCUUUAUAACUUGUUUUUGAUACCAUUUCGCCAACCACAUGAUGAUAAAUCCAUGGUUAGAGGACUUAUUCUGUGUUUCUUCCUGUUUCUAAACAAAAACGUGCUCUACACCGUAAGCAGUCUUUUGGUAUGUAGGGCACCUUAAUUAAAUUGACAAAGGUGCUGAUAGAGAUACAUGACGUAUUAGAAAUCAUGAUCCAUUUACUAGUAAAGUGUUUUGAAUAAUAACACACGCUUGCUCAACUCUUAUAAGUACUUUGCUAUGUUAUUCUUUGUUGAAAUUACUUUGUAAUAAAACUAAAUACUUAAUAAUUUGUAUUGUACAAGUAUGCUUGGAUUUUGUAUAUUCAUAAUUUUUGUUCUGGAAAAAUGUUCUGUAUAAUUUUUCAUUCUCUCUAUUUGCCCUUGUACAAUAAAGAUGUGUUUAUAAUUUUUCUUUUAUAAAACUGUGUGUGGCUAUUCUUGAAAAUUCCUCAACAUUCUUGGAAUAGAAAGCAUUGAAUAUGAUCUCGUGCUGGAUGAUGUUCGAAAAAUCACAUUUUGCAAACUGAUAAAAUGGUAAACAUUUGCCUCUUUUAGGAUAUACCAUCCAUUUACUGAAAAUUGCAAAUUAAAGACGAGAAGCCGCCGCAACAACAAUCGCAACCACCAUGGUAGAAUUUCGCUUCGAUAUAAGUCCCCUUUUUACCCAACCCAUUGUCAAGGUGACUUCAAAUUUGCUGCCUCAUACUUUUCGUGGUGAUCGUCGCCAAUGUUUGGAUGCCACUUCAAAGAUGUCAGAAAUCAUUGAUCGCUUGGGUCAACUGUCGGCAAAUGCUCAAAAGCUCAAUACGCCAGUGACGACAGCACAACGCUUACGCAUGUCAGAGAAUCAAACAAUCUAUUUGAUGGCUGAUGUCGAUGCUGGCAAUAAUGGUGCGGUGAUUGGUCUCCUCAAGGUAGGCACCAAAGACCUCUAUUUGUUCGAUGAAAUUGGGCAAACGCGUAAGGUGGAGAACGCCCCUUGCAUCUUGGAUUUCUACAUACACGAAUCGCGGCAGAGAGCUGGUCUCGGCAAGGAUCUAUUCGAAACCAUGUUGGCUGAUGAGAAAUGGACACCCGUCAAAUGUUCGGUGGAUAGGCCGUCGGAAAAGCUUUUGGGUUUCCUCAAAAAGCAUUAUGGCUUGGUGCGUAGCAUACCGCAGGCUAAUAAUUUUGUGCUCUAUGAGGGUUUCUUUGAUGAUGGCAAAAUUGGGACGACAAAUGGCGGUGGCAAUGGCAUGUAUAUUACAAAUAGUCCUAACACACAACUUUUCGGUGCUACAUAUUUGGGUGAUGAUAAUAAUAAGAGGCGAACCCAGCGCCAACUAGAUGCUGCUUCUAAUUUGGCAGCGCAAAUAACACAAAUAUCGCCCGGUGGUCGUUAUGGUGCUCGGAGACCAACAUGCAGCAUGGCCGAGAUAAUUCACAGUGGAACCACUACCAAAGGCGCUGAAUCAGGAAGUGGUCAACAUCAUCUUCAAGUCGAUUUUGUUGUUGAGAAUUUCGAAAAUUUACAAGUCCAAGAUAAUAAUAAUGACACUGCGGCUACUGAGCCAGAGCCAGAAUUACAAAUCGCCGCCAACGAUAUAGAAGACGAUCUGCAAACCCAACCGGAUCUAGACGAACCCGAAGCUCCUAACGAUCUAAAGCUAAGCACCACCACAAACACCAUGGAUAAUGCCACCGAACAGGAAAUGUCCAACAACAGUCAUCAGAACUCUUCAUUUGCACAAUCACCUUCACAGCCCAGCAAGACACCACCCUCAAUGCUGGGUUCGGAGAGUCACAGGCCAGCGCCCACCUUCCAUUUGAGCAAACAGCACACCGGUAUGAAAAAUCGUUCUUAUGGCGUGGGCAUGGCUGUCACUCCUACCAAUAAAAUGGAAUUCGAUCAAGAGGCACGCGAAGAUUUUGGUGUGGUGAAAAUAAAUCGUCCCGUUGGCAAAGGUGCCUUGUCGCCCAGUGCCAGCCACCCCGCAGACGAUGUCGUCUCCACGGUCUCAAGUGGCGAGGGUCUUACGGACCAGGGUUAUAAUGAUUUGAAAUUUUACCACAAUAGAUUGUGGUAAAAUAGCGCAUGAUUACGGCGUAAUGGUGAUGUGAUAUUGAACUUUAUCACAGCUUCAUACACAUCCCAUGGGUUUUGUAGAUGAGAUGAAAUUCUCGUAGUAACACACAUACAAACAUAUACAUAAGCAGACAUAUUUUUUUUUGGAAAAUCAAAACCAAAUUAGGUAUAGAGAAGAUCUUGAAACAAGACAACAAACAAAGAUUUUUUAUUUACAUACAAGGACACAUAUAGACAAAAUACUCCUUAUACAUGGAAAAAAAAACAUUUUAUACACCUCUGGUUACAUAUGAGUGCGUAUAUGUUCGCAAAACCACAUUAACAUUUAACAAAACCUAUCAAAACUUUUAUACAAAUACAAAAGAUAAGAACCCUCUUCCCUUCCCCCACCCUCUGUCUCUCAAAAAAAAAAUCACUCUUUUUGCUUCAAUGUCUGAAAAGGCUUUCACUCUCUUAGUCUCCCCCCAAUGAGCACAAAAGCCUUUAGCUCAGUCAAAUUUUCUCUCAUUCCCACACACUCUCUCUUGCUCACAGCCCUUAAACACCACACACACACACCCACAUUAUUUACAGUUUUAAAAACACUGAGUUUAUAUUCUGGCCUAUCUACAACGCACUCAGCACUGCUUUUAGACAGCAACAUAAAACCUGUGUCAGAGUGUGUUAAGGGAAGCUAUGCUCGGCGCUUGUUCACCUCAU
Molecule: messenger RNA, 3263 nt
Organism: Stomoxys calcitrans (stable fly)
Lineage: Eukaryota; Metazoa; Arthropoda; Insecta; Diptera; Muscidae
Product: alpha-tubulin N-acetyltransferase 1
Exons: 7
Coding region: 1126-2565 (479 amino acids)
Biological process (GO): alpha-tubulin acetylation
Cellular component (GO): microtubule
Molecular function (GO): tubulin N-acetyltransferase activity
Source: RefSeq, a predicted model, not a curated record